Molecule: messenger RNA, 804 nt
Organism: Durio zibethinus
Lineage: Eukaryota; Viridiplantae; Streptophyta; Magnoliopsida; Malvales; Malvaceae
Product: autophagy-related protein 8C-like
Source: RefSeq, a predicted model, not a curated record
UAACAAAAAAGAAUCAUUUAGAAAGUCCCCUGAGCUUUUGGUUUCGUUUUGGCCUCGAAUUGAAGUAAACCCUUGAAAGGUUUCCUUGUUUCCUAAAAAAUCUCCCAUUUCUUAUAUAAAAUUCUAAAUCUUCUUAUAAAUUUCUUUGCCUGAAGCCGACUCUUUUUCUCUCCAUCGAUUACUCAAUCAAUUGGGUUCUUUUUAAAUUGAAACCCUAAUUUCUUAAAGCCCCUCCUUGUUAUUUCGUGUUGGUGGAUAAUCAGGGGUUGAAUCUUGCAAUGGCCAAAAGUUCCUUCAAGCUUGAACAUCCUUUGGAAAGGAGGCAGGCUGAAGCUGCUCGCAUCAGGGAGAAGUAUCCAGAGAGAAUUCCUGUUAUUGUGGAGAGGGCUGAAAGGAGUGACAUUCCUGAUAUUGAUAAGAAGAAGUAUCUUGUUCCUGCUGAUUUGACUGUGGGGCAAUUUGUUUAUGUUGUCCGUAAAAGGAUUAAGCUUAGUGCUGAGAAAGCUAUAUUUGUCUUUGUGAAGAACACUCUCCCUCCUACUGCUGCCUUGAUGUCUGCAAUCUACGAGGAAAAUAAGGAUGAAGAUGGUUUUGUUUAUAUGACUUACAGUGGAGAGAAUACAUUUGGUUCCCAUCUACUUUUAGCGUAAUGCUAUCAAUCUAUGUAAAUAUCUAAAAGAAAAGGUGUAAAUUCUCAGUGGUGCCACAUAAGUCAAUGCUCUUUGCUGAACAAUGGCAGUUUUUAGCUGUCGGGACUUGGAGUUUUAUUUUCUAUAAAUUGAAUGCCCACUAUAUUUAACUGUA